UAUUGAUUGGUGAUAUAGGUAUUGCAUUUGUUGCAAUUUUGUUUCGUCCAUUUUGUAUAAAAGCAAGGUAAAGUAUUGAAUUUAGUUUAGUUGUUAGAAUAAAUAUUGGAAGAAGAUGUAUAAAUUACUGAUUUGUUGUGGAUUAGUGGCAUUUUGUGCUACUGUCUUAGCCUUACCAUAUGGAGGCAGUCAUAAGAACUCUAUUGGAUCACCAGAUGGAAACGGAGGUGGCGGUGGUGGAGGAAAUGAUGGUGGAGGUUGGGGUGGUUCCAAAGGAGGAGGAUUUGGAGGUAAUUCAGAUUAUAACAGUGGUCAAGGAGGAGGUCAUGGUGGUGGAUUCGGAGGUGGAUCAGGAGGUGGCUCAGGAGGCGGUUUAGGAGGUGGUUCAGGAAGCGGUUUAGGCGGCGGUUUAGGAGGCGGUUCAGGAGGCGGUCAAGGUGGUGGUGGAGGAGGUGUACACGGUGGUGGUGGUGGACUUGGUGGCGGCCGAGGUGGUGCCCACGGUGAUGGAAUGGAUGGUGGUCAAGAUGGUGGUCAAGGAGGUGGUGCUGGAGGCGCUGGAGGCGCAGGAGGUGCAGGAGGUGCAGGAGGUGGUCACGGUGGCGGUCGUCAAGGAGGUUUAGGAGGUUUUACUGGUUCAGGAGGUCACAAUAGAAAUCCAAGCUUUGGUGGCGGUAGUGGUGGAUGUCAGCUUGGAGGUCCUUGCGGUGGUGGAGGCCAUGGGGGUGGUGGUCACGGUGGCCACGGUGGUGGUCAUGGUGGUGGUCAUGGUGAACAUUCAGGUGGUUAUAAGAGUCAUGGAUAUUAAAAUUAUUAAUUGUUAGUCUAUUUUUAAGCUUUUAACUGUAAAUAAAUACACAUUUAAAAAAAACUUUCAGUCUUUUGAUGUAAGUCUGAAAUGGAAAUUUGACCUAUUUUUAUUGGUAUUUAAUUCUGUUUAAAUUCCGGUUUCUGCUUAUCAGUUGAUUGAUAAGCUUUGACUUCUGAUAUAAAUCAAAAUUUCUGGUUUUUUUUUUUUUUUUAAUUUUUACUUUGGUAUACAUCAAGACCUAUAUAAUAGUUAUUUUUUUUUUUAAUUAUCUCUUAUUGAUGAAAAGAAUAAACCCAAACAAAAGAAGUCUUAGAUUCUUACACAUUUUUUGUAUAAAAGCAACAUUUUCGUGAGAUAGUUUUAAUUAAUUGAAGUUAGAUCAUCAUUUUAAGCACAUCUUAUUUUCAAAAAUGAAAUUCCUUGCGUUAUUUGUUACACUUUUUGUCGUCAUUUUUACUGUUACUGCUGUAAGGGGACACAUUCAAAAAGGACAUGAUGAACAGAAAGGAGAUAAUCCAAAAACUCCAAAAAGAUUUGGUGGGACAUGGGGAGGCAGUGCUGUAAGAGAUCGCCCUUAAUUCGAACAGCAGCCUAUACAUGGAAAACAAGGGAACCACGGGCAUUAAUUACUUCUGUUAUGACUCUUAUUCAGAUGUUCUUAGAUUAAGUCGAUAAAUAAAAGAAUUUUUUUUUUUGUACGUGAUCAACUAAAAA
Episyrphus balteatus (marmalade hoverfly) is the source of this 1525-nucleotide messenger RNA. RefSeq lists its product as uncharacterized. The transcript is spliced from 2 exons. The record is from RefSeq and is a predicted model, not a curated record. The coding region runs from base 116 to 808 and encodes 230 amino acids. Lineage: Eukaryota; Metazoa; Arthropoda; Insecta; Diptera; Syrphidae.